AUGAAAAAGAUAUAUGAUAAUUAGCAAAUCAACAGAUAACUCUAUUAACAAGGUUACAAAGUUUAAGAUUAGGUUGUUCCAUAAGGAAUAGCCUUUUUUUCAACAACUGGUAAAAGACAUUAUCCAGAUUUUUAAAGAGGAGAAUUAGAGUCUUAUUAAGGAAUGUAACAUCUUUUUGACCCUCCUAAAAGGUAAAUUGUUUUUAAGAUUAAUUUUUAGAUUAGCUUAAGAUUACGAUAGAUCAUUAAAUACAAAGGACAUUGAUGGUGCAGUUACAAAUACACUUCGUAGUAAAGUUGUAAAAAACUUGGAAUUAGCAUAAGCUUAUAAAUAAGAAAAGCAAAAAUCUUUGUGGGAAUAAAAUAGUAAGCGAAGUGAUUUAGAUCCUUAGAGUUAUUAAGCAAGAAAGAAAUGGGAUGAGAAUGAUCCAUAUAAAAAUAGAAGUGCAAUAUAUACAUAUAAUGAUGAUUCUAAAAGAAAACUAGAUGAUUUAAGUGAGAAACAUAUUGAAAGCAUUUAAUAUCCUGAUUCUAUUAAUUACAAACCUAAUCAGCAAUAUAAUGAAUCUCAAAAUUAAAAAUAAUUAUAUGCAUAAUCAUAUGAUGAUCCAAAUUUGAUUGCAGAACGUCAACAUUUGCAAAAUUAACAAUUGCAAAAUUAACAACAAAUCAUCUAAAUAUAAAAUUCACAAUCAUAACCAAAUCUAAUAGUUUAACCUUAAAUUACUUAACCAUCAAAUUAAUCUGACUAAAUACAAUAAUAUUAGUAAGCGCCUCUUUAUCAAUAUUCUUUAGAUGAUGAAAGAUAAAAAUAAUCGUAAAUAUUAAUGCAAAAAUAAUGGGAAUAGUAAAGAAUUGAGAAUCUUUAAAGAUUAUAACAAUAAUAAAAUAAUAAAAUUAUAGAACAAUAAAACCUUAAAAUAUAAUAAGAUUAAGACUAUAAAAUAAUAUAAGAAUAAAGACAAUAAUCAUUAAACUAAAAAUAAUAAUAUGCUAGAGAUUUGAGAUAAUAAUAAGAAAGUAAUAAAGAAGUUAGUUUUAGAAAAGGAUUCACACCUCCUCCUGCUUCAAAAAGUGAAAUCAUUGGAUCUCUUUUAUAGCAUUCUAAAUAAUAAAAAUCUUAAGGUUUUGAUGGUGAUUAAAAUAUUAGAGAUUCAUUAUCCAAAGAAAUUGAAGAAAAUGAAAGAAGAAUGGUUAUCAAUAGAUUUAGACCUCAUGAAUUGCAAUAAUAUAUAUAUGAUAUGAAAAAUGGAAGAAUUGGUGGCAGUAAAACUAGAAAUAAUCCAACUUUUAUGUCUUAUGCAGGACAAUAAUUAGUGAAUCCAUAACAAUGACAAC
This is a messenger RNA of Paramecium sonneborni, 1337 nucleotides long. The record is from the annotation of a GenBank genome assembly. Lineage: Eukaryota; Ciliophora; Oligohymenophorea; Peniculida; Parameciidae.